GCUAUCAAACAAGUAAAUGAGCACGGAGGCACGAGGAACAACUCGCUGUCGUUGGGAGCGUGUAUGGGCAAGGCGUGACCAAUUAACGAGUUUGGAGGGGGGGUCUGCGUGCUGCUGCUGAGUGCUGCUGUUGCGGGCAAGGUGGGUGUAAACAGGCAUUGAGAGGAUAGCUGGUGUAACCGUGGGAACCGAGGGCUGCACGGGGUGGACAGGGGAGGACACAUAGUAGGGCGCGCCACAAUCGGGGCAUGUACCUGCUGGGUUUUCCUUGACUUCCAGUCUCACCUUAUAGCCACAUCGGAUGGUGAAUGAAACCGAUCCGCGUCCAGAACAGACACACUGACAGACAAAGAUGGAAAGUCAAGGCAGCCGCUGUAAGAUCGUGGUGGUCGGAGAUACGCAAUGUGGUAAAACUGCGCUCCUACAUGUUUUUGCGAAGGACUGCUAUCCUGAGAACUAUGUCCCCACCGUUUUUGAAAACUACACUGCCAGUUUUGAAAUCGAAAAACAGAGGAUUGAGUUGAACAUGUGGGACACGUCAGGUUCCUCGUAUUAUGACAACGUGCGGCCGUUGGCCUAUCCUGACUCAGACGCUGUGCUCAUCUGCUUUGACAUCAGUCGCCCAGAGACUCUGGACAGUGUUCUAAAGAAGUGGCAGGGGGAGACCCAGGAGUUCUGUCCCAAUGCCAAGGUGGUUCUGGUGGGUUGCAAGCUGGACAUGAGGACAGACGUGAGCACCCUGAGAGAGCUGUCCAAGCAACGCCUCAUCCCCAUUACACACGAACAGGGUAGUGGGUUGGCCCGUCAGAUAGGUGCGGUAGCCUACGUGGAGUGCACCUCCAAGGUGUCGGAGAACAGCGUACGGGACGUGUUCCACAUCACCACGCUGGCGUCUGUGCGGCGGCCACAGAAGCCUCAGCUGAAACGCAGCAGCUCCCGCCGGGGCCUCAAACGGGUGUCCCAGCUGCCCCUGCCCCCCCUGCCCGGUCGGACUGAUACCCUGGAUCCUGCCCCUGUCAUGCAGAAGGACCGGGCCAAGAGCUGUGUGCUCAUGUAGAGACCCACCAAGACAAAUAUAUGUACAUACAUACAGUACAGUAUGAUACACAGAAAUAUAUGACAGAAAGAGGAACUCUAUUUAUUGGUUUUGUUUUGUUCAAUUUUAUUUUAUUUUUUAAAGAAAUCCUCUAUUAUUCUCGUUUUGCACUGCUGAGGAACAAGGACAAAAAACGAAAAAAUAUGCUUUCGUGUGUGUUUGCAAAUCUUUUUGGAGCUGUUUACAUUUUUUUUGACUGACUGACUGAUGGACGGUGAAGUGGACUGGUUCUCUCGAGAUGAAGUCUCAGGGUGGAGAGAGGAGAGGAGGGGAAUAGGAAGUGCUACAUGGUCCUGGGGUAGGGUUUGUGGAGUGCACUGACUGGGGGAUCAAUCCUUCACACAAGGACGGCACAACAGCCAUCUUUACUGGACGGCUGGAGGAGAAGACUUUCAUUCUGUGGAGAAGGUAGUGGAGGAGUUGAUUCAGUAAGAUGGAACAAGAAACUUCUCAGUGGACAAUGGACAUGCUUGCUGUUGCUAUGCUAUAUUGUGUUGAUACGAGAGGUCGACCGAUUAUGAUUUUUCAACGCCGAUACCAGUUAAUCGGCCGAUUUAAAGAAAUAUUUGUAAUAAUGACAAUUUCAACAAUCCUGAAUGAACACUUAUUUUAACUUAAUAUAAUACAUCAAUAAAAUGUAUUUAGCCUCAAGUAAAUAAUGAAACAUGUUCAAUUUGGUUUAAAUAAUGCAAAAACAAAGUGUUGGAGAAGAAAGUAAAAGUGCAAUAUGUGCUAUGUAAGAAAGCUAACGUUUCAGUUCCUUGCUCAGAACAUGAGAACAUAUGAAAGCUGGUGGUUCAUUUUAACAUGAGUCUUCAAUAUUCCCAGGUAAGAAGUUUUAGGUUGUAGUUAUUAUAGGAAUUAUAGGACUAUUUCCCUCUAUACCAUUUGUAUUUCAUUAACCUUUGACUAUUGGAUGUUCUUAUAGGCAGUUUAGUAUUGCCAGUGUAACAGUAUAGCUUCCGUCCCUCUAGUUAGCGCGCGCUAACUAGCUAGCCAUUUCACUUCAGUUACACCAGCCUCAUCUCGGGAGUUGAUAGGCUUGAAGUCAUAAACAACGCAAUGCUUGACGCACAACGCACGAAAGUGCUGUUUGCAAAACAGUGCUGUUUGCUGGCAAAACGCACGAAAGUGCUGUUUGAAUGAAUGUUUACACGCCUGCUUCUGCCUACCACCACUCAGUCAGAUACUUGUAUGCUUGUAUGCUCAGUCAGAUUAUAUGCAACGCAGGACACGCUAGAUAAUAUCUGGAAAUAUCAUCAACCAUGUGUAGUUAACUAGUGAUUAUGAUUGAUUAUUUUUUAUAAGAUAAGUUUAAUGCUAGCUAGCAACUUACCUUGUCUUACUGCAUUCGCGUAACAGGCAGUCUCCUUGUGGAGUGCAACGAGAGAGAUGCAGGUCGUUAUUGCGUUGGACUACUGUAAGGUUGCAAGAUUGGACACCCCGAGCUGUCGUUCUGCCCCUGAACAAGGCAGUUAACCCACCGUUCCUAGGCCGUCAUUGAAAAUAAGAAUGUGUUCUUAACUGACUUGCCUAGUUAAAUAAAGGUAUAACAUUUUAAAAUUAAAAUAUUGGCAAAUCGGCGCCCAAAAUACAGAUUUCCGAUUGUUAUGAAAACUUGAAAUCGGCCAUUCCGAUUAAAUCGGUCGACCUCUAGUUGAUACUUCCUGUUGCCAUGUAUGAGAAUAGAACCGUGUAAAAGAAAUGCUGAAAAGGGACUCUUAUUGAGUGGGUAAAUGAUGGGAGUAGGUCAGACAGAAAUACAGUAGUCAGUUUGGCAUUGCUUUUGUAACCAGACAGAGUUAACAACAUGAAGAAUGUGUGGAGUUUUCCUCAGAUCAUUCGAACCACAAGUGCUUUCUAGAAAAAAGUAACUUUACAUAUCUGUUUUCGUAAUAAUUUAACACUAUUCAAUGUGUCAACUCAGAUCAUGUCAACUUGAUUCACUGAAGCUAUUGCUGUUGUCGUUAUGUUAAGAUGUUACUUUGUGGGAAAUAUAGCGGUAAAAUGUUAGGGCUAUUUUACUGUAUUUUCACAUACUCUAAAAGUCUCAAAUAAAGCAACAGCUUGACUGUAGGGAGAAGAGACUUCCUCUCUGA
This is a messenger RNA of Oncorhynchus masou masou (cherry salmon), 3195 nucleotides long. Its product is annotated as rho-related GTP-binding protein RhoN-like. Gene Ontology annotation, biological process: small GTPase-mediated signal transduction. Gene Ontology annotation, cellular component: cytosol. The record is from RefSeq and is a predicted model, not a curated record. Bases 353 to 1057 code for a protein of 234 amino acids. Lineage: Eukaryota; Metazoa; Chordata; Actinopteri; Salmoniformes; Salmonidae. Gene Ontology annotation, molecular function: GTPase activity; protein kinase binding; GTP binding. The transcript has 5 exons.